Molecule: messenger RNA, 1319 nt
Organism: Ctenopharyngodon idella (grass carp)
Lineage: Eukaryota; Metazoa; Chordata; Actinopteri; Cypriniformes; Xenocyprididae
Gene: fibina
Product: fin bud initiation factor a
Exons: 1
Coding region: 60-731 (223 amino acids)
Source: RefSeq, a predicted model, not a curated record
CUCAGAUUACAGACCAUGAGCGUCUCAUCUAGUGCGCAUACUCAUAUGAAGAAUUCCAGAUGUGGACAUCGUCUCUGUCAGGUCAGUCAUACCUUCGGAGUGGACAGAAGCUAUCUAUCAUGUUAGCCUUCGCCCUUGGUCUGUUUUUAUUGCCGCUCUGCGGUGCGGUCUACACGGGACCUUUGCUCCCUGAAAUGUCCAACGGGACAUUUCACCACUUCUUCGUCCCGGACGGUGAUUACGAGGAGACCGAAGACCCGGAAAAAUGCCAGAUGCUUUUCAAAUGGAUCGACCGCAGACCGUGUCCAGUAGAGGAAGACCGGGACUCGGUCAUUCGAGAGGAUUUUAUCAUCGUUAAACAACAGAUCGAAGACGCAGCGCGCGUUUUGGAAAGCAUUGGGAAGAGUAUUUCCUACGACCUGGACGGCGAGGACAGUUACGGGAAAUACCUGAAGAGGGAGAUUGUGCAAAUCAGUGAGGCAUUUACAAACGUGGAGAAAUCUCUUCUGGAGUUGGAGACGAAAUUCAAGCAAAGCCAGGAGACUGGGCAAAGAGAGGAGAAUGAAUUCACCAAUAACUUCAUCAACCCCAUGUAUAAUGUGAAGGACACUCUACAGGAAACUCUGGACAUCUCGUCCGGACUCAAGGAUAAACAAGAACUCAUCUCUCUGAUCAUUCGGAGUCAUGGAUCGAGGUUAAGCCGGCUGAAAAAUGACUACCUGAAUGUUUAGAAUCACAGUCAUUCUGGACAGACUACAGUCCAAGUUGGAUUGUUAUUACAAGAAUCUAGUAAAAAAAAAAAAAAAAAUCCCAAGCAUGAAACUCUUUUGUGGUUUUGAGUAAUGAAGGUUCAUUCACUCUUAAAAAUAAAGAAAUCUCAAUAGUAUAGAACCAUUUUGGUUUAGAGUUUCUUUGAAUAUAAAAAAAAGUUAUUCAUGCUUUAUUAAGGGUUCAUCAAUCUUUUAAAGCGCAAGUACAAAAGUUCAGUGUUGUCAUCUGCUUAAAAAGUUUUUAAGACUAAUUCGAACCUUUAAAAAAUUCUGAAUUCUGAAAUUUUCUGAAUAUUUCUGUUUUGCAGUUUUUGUCUCUGGGCAUGCAUGCAAACAAGAUUUUUGUUAAAAUGUGUAUGCCUUUUUUGAUUAGUUGUAUAAAAGAAUAAACUUAGAUACCAAUCAGUCACAUUUUAGUUAAUGUAAAAAAUGUCAGGUAAACUAAAAUGUGCUUCAUGAGGUGUAACAUCUAAAUUAACUGGUUUUAUUCAAGUCAAAAAUAUUAUUUAAUAAGAUUUAAUUAAUUAAUAAAGUCAUUUUUUAACAUCA